Molecule: messenger RNA, 1069 nt
Organism: Antrostomus carolinensis (chuck-will's-widow)
Lineage: Eukaryota; Metazoa; Chordata; Aves; Caprimulgiformes; Caprimulgidae
Gene: CDK18
Product: cyclin dependent kinase 18
Exons: 10
Biological process (GO): protein phosphorylation
Cellular component (GO): cytoplasm; nucleus
Molecular function (GO): ATP binding; cyclin-dependent protein serine/threonine kinase activity
Source: RefSeq, a predicted model, not a curated record
AUGAACAAGAUGAAAAACUUCAAGCGGAGGUUUUCACUCUCGGUUCCGCGGACAGAGACCAUCGAGGAGUCACUGACAGAGUUCACAGAGCAGUUCAACCAGCUCAACAACCGGAGGAAUGAAGACCUGGCUCAAGGGCACCUGCAGCUGGGACAGCUGGGCAGAGACUUCCGAGCAGACACCAGCCCCAUCUCCCCCUCUGAGGUGGAAGGUCAGUCACCGAUGGCCGUGCGCUACCGCAACAACAACCAGCGCCGCUUCUCCAUGGAGGAUGUCAGCAAGCGUCUCUCCCUGCCCAUGGACAUCCGCCUGCCCCCCGAGUUCUUGCAGAAGCUGCAGAUGGAGAGCCCAGAGUUCCCCAAGCCCCUCAGCAGGAUGUCCCGACGGGCUUCCCUGUCAGAUAUUGGGUUUGGGAAGCUGGAAACCUAUGUUAAACUGGACAAACUGGGAGAGGGCACCUACGCCACUGUCUUCAAGGGCCGCAGCAAGCUGACUGAAAACCUCGUUGCCCUGAAGGAAAUCCGUCUGGAGCACGAGGAAGGGGCACCUUGCACGGCCAUACGGGAAGUGUCGCUGCUGAAGAACCUGAAACAUGCCAACAUCGUGACCCUGCACGAUAUCAUCCACACAGAGCGUUCCCUCACCCUCGUCUUCGAGUACCUGGACAAUGACCUCAAACAGUACCUCGAUAACUGUGGGAACCUGAUGAGCGUGCACAAUGUGAAGAUCUUCAUGUUCCAGCUGCUGCGUGGUCUGGCUUAUUGUCAUGGGAGAAAGAUCCUGCACCGAGACCUCAAACCCCAGAACCUACUCAUCAACGAGAGAGGAGAGCUCAAGCUGGCUGAUUUUGGACUAGCCAGAGCCAAGUCAGUCCCUACAAAAACUUAUUCCAAUGAAGUGGUCACGCUGUGGUACCGGCCCCCCGAUGUCCUGCUGGGAUCUACUGAAUAUUCCACUCCCAUCGACAUGUGGGGUGUUGGGUGCAUCCACUACGAGAUGGUCACUGGACGGCCCAUGUUCCCGGGCUCCACGGUGAAAGAAGAGCUGCAUUUGAUCUUCAGGCUGCUGG